UUCGCUCAUGAUAUUCCCGUAGGAGCUAGAAAUCGUGCCAUUACUACACAAAGUAAGUAGUACCAAUGUAUAAAAGGAACAACUUCAAGCUAUUUCGCCAUGGUUUAACGGUGGCAAGCCAACUUCCAACCCUGGUUCAAUUAUGCCAAAAUUUUUCCAAAAGGGAUAGUACGGCGGUGGGCUAUAACCAAACCUUAUACAAAAACGACAUACCCGUAGGCUGACCGUUACGGCAACUGUUGAAAUCCCCCGGACGCCGUCCGAGGCGGUGGCACACGCAGGCGAGUCAACCCUCCGCCGCCGUCCGAUUUCCAUCCAACCGCCCCAGAUGCCCAGACCGCCUGCAGCCAGGACGCCGGUUUGACCCGACACCGCGCUUUUGGGCCCCACCGCCUCCCCCGCCCCCGGGCCCGCGUCGCAGUUGCUGCUGCGGUUUUCCGGUGGGGCACGCAUCCAGCUUGUCCGAACGCCGCCCUCGAAUUGGGUUAUUUCGGAGUACCCCAAUGACGUGUGGGUCCGGUUCCUAGCGGGACCUACAGUUCAGUGGGAAGUGUAGUGGGUGGGUGUGGGCCCGGCGUCUAAAAGCUUAAAAAAAGAGCAGAAAAAAGAAGAAGAAACAAGCGAGAGCGAGGGAGGAAGCAGAGGAAGGAAGAAGGCGGUUGGAUCAGUGGGAAGAGGAGAGCUGGAGAAGGUAGCAGGGGAAGGGGGAGGAUGGACACGGCGGCGGCGGCAGCAGCGGGAGCGGUGGCGCCGGCCGGAAAGACGGGGGCGGCGCCGCCGCCGCCGACGGAUAUACCGAUAAUGCACGACGGCGACCGGUACGAGCACGUGCGGGACAUCGGGUCCGGCAACUUCGGCGUCGCGCGACUCAUGCGCUGCCGCGCCACCGACGCCCUCGUCGCCGUCAAGUACAUCGAGCGCGGCGACAAGAUUGACGAUAACGUGCAGCGGGAGAUCAUCAACCACCGGUCGCUGCGCCACCCCAUCAUCCGCUUCAAGGAGGUCAUCCUGACGCCGACCCACCUCGCCAUCGUCAUGGAGUACGCCUCCGGCGGGGAGCUCUUCACGCGCAUCAGCAAUGCCGGUCGCUUCAGCGAGAAUGAGGCUCGGUUCUUCUUCCAGCAGCUGAUUUCUGGGGUUAGCUACUGCCACUCCAUGCAAAUAUGCCACCGCGAUUUAAAGCUCGAGAACACUCUGCUGGAUGGAAGCACGGCGCCUCGGCUCAAGAUAUGUGACUUUGGUUAUUCCAAGUCAGCUCUUCUGCAUUCACAACCAAAGUCCACUGUGGGAACUCCAGCAUACAUUGCUCCUGAACUUUUAAUGAAGAAAGAAUACAAUGGCAAGAUUGCGGAUGUGUGGUCAUGUGGGGUGACCCUCUAUGUGAUGUUGGUUGGCGGGUAUCCUUUUGAGGAUCCAGAAGAUCCUAAGAAUUUCAGAAAGACAGUUCAGAAAAUAAUGGGGGCUCAGUAUGCGAUUCCCGACUAUGUCCAUGUAUCUCCAGAAUGCCGAGACCUUUUAUCAAGGAUCUUUGUUGUCAAUCCAGACCAUAGGAUCACCAUGGCUCAGAUAAUAAGCCAUCCUUGGUUCGUGAUUAACCUCCCUAUUGACAUAAUGAUUGAUGGCACAAUGGACUAUGAGGAGCCGGACCAGCCGAUGCAGAACAUGAACGAGAUCAUGCAGAUACUGGCAGAGGCAACCAUACCACCUGCUCCAACCCGCCUAACUGCCCAGUUGCCUGAAGGCCUUGACAUGGACGAAGACACUGAGGAUUCAGACUCAGACAUGGACACCGACACCGAUACUGGGAGCAGUGGGGAGCUAAUUUUGGCCCUGUAAUCAUGUCCAUGAUUGCAUGGCAACCGUAUUUGCGGCCUUCCUUUCUGUAAAUCAAUCUGUCGAGUUGCGGAUCCUCUAGAUCAGCUCGAGCUUAAGAAGUGAUUUGUCCUUAA
Molecule: messenger RNA, 1949 nt
Organism: Setaria italica (foxtail millet)
Lineage: Eukaryota; Viridiplantae; Streptophyta; Magnoliopsida; Poales; Poaceae
Product: serine/threonine-protein kinase SAPK9
Exons: 9
Coding region: 712-1836 (374 amino acids)
Biological process (GO): protein phosphorylation; intracellular signal transduction
Cellular component (GO): nucleus
Molecular function (GO): ATP binding; protein serine/threonine kinase activity
Source: RefSeq, a predicted model, not a curated record